GAGUUGAGUGGAGUGGCUCAGAGACUUUGUCUGUAGCUUGUAGUUAUAAAAAGUCUUUCCGACCCACAAACAUACAUACAUAUCUCUUAUCUCUCUCUCUCUCUCUCUCUCUCUCUCUCGUCUCUAGCUCUUCAAAAUCACCGUCCUCUUCUAUCUGUUUUCAGCAGUUCUGAUCAUAAACAAAGGAUUUUUUUGGUUACUUUUCUAAUUCCAACAGCCAAGUUUCAUGUCUGAACUCGACGCUCAGAUUCCCACUGCUUUUGAUCCCUUUGCUGAGGCAAAUGCUGAGGACUCAAGUGCUGGGACAAAAGAGUAUGUUCAUGUGCGUGUACAGCAGCGUAAUGGGAGGAAAAGCUUGACUACUGUGCAAGGGUUGAAGAAGGAAUACAGCUAUAACAAGAUACUAAAGGACCUUAAGAAAGAGUUCUGCUGUAAUGGUACUGUUGUCCAGGAUCCAGAGCUAGGCCAGGUUAUACAACUUCAGGGAGAUCAGAGGAAGAAUGUUUCCACCUUCCUUGUGCAGGCUGGCAUUGUGAAGAAGGAACAUAUCAAGAUUCAUGGUUUUUGAAUAGCUGCAGCCUGCAGGUCAAUCUCCAUAUGUGGUUUACAUUAUUCUCAUCACGCAAUAGUGGAUAGUUUAUGAUCUGAAUCUUGGACUGUAGCCAUAAUACAUGUGACUUAUAUGUAAGUCCAUUUUCUGUGUCAAUUUGGUAGUUCUGUUACUUACUGUGUUAUGUGGGAGGGUCAUUAUGGAUUGUACCAAAGCCUUUAUCCAUAUCUUAAUCCAUAAUACUAAUUUCCUGUUUUCUAUA
This is a messenger RNA of Quercus lobata, 812 nucleotides long. RefSeq names its product protein translation factor SUI1 homolog 1-like. The record is from RefSeq and is a predicted model, not a curated record. Bases 227 to 568 code for a protein of 113 amino acids. NCBI's taxonomy places the organism in Eukaryota, Viridiplantae, Streptophyta, Magnoliopsida, Fagales, Fagaceae. Gene Ontology annotation, molecular function: translation initiation factor activity. Gene Ontology annotation, biological process: translational initiation. The transcript has 5 exons.